AUGGCAUUCCGACGGCGGGUUAGAACCUUUUUGAUUUUUUUUUUCCUAUUUUUUUAAAGAUGUCAAAUUGCUCGUGAAAAACCUUUAUUCAAUGCGCUAAACGAAAAUUUUUAAAAUUUUCUUUGAAGUUAGCUACGUGCCUUAGAUACUUCAGAGUGGUCCCUACAGGGCAAACUUAGGAUGGUGCCCUCUAGGGACCACUUCAACAACCCUUAUAGGAGUCACUAAAACUUGAAAAAGUUGUCCCUAUAGGGAUUUAUUUAGUGGCUCCUCUAGGGGACAUGCUAAUCGAACUCUGUGCGAAGUAGCAUUUUCAUGGGAAAAACUGAAAAAAAACAAGCGUUUUUUGAAGGAAAUCGAAAGAACCCUAUAGAGCCCUUAAACCCGUAUAAAGACCACUUUAAUUUUACCCCUAUAGGGACCAAUUUUUCGGCUUCUGUAGGAGUUGUCUUCCCCCCUGACCAAGGACCACUCUGGAAUUCCUAGGUAUAUUUUUUUCCAAUGAUUAUUCGUAGAGAUGUUAAUUUUUUAGUAUGAGAGGUUGGUACAGUCAAAAGUGUGGUUUUUCCGAUUUUUUUUCUAAAUUACGAAAAUUUCCAGGGAAGUGGCGACUCGAACUUCAGCCACCAUGACGAUCUCGACUUGGAGGCCGGUAAUCGGGAGACGAUGCGUCGCGACGCAGAGCGACAGGCAGCGCUUCAGCUCGAACGAGCCAAGGUUCUGACGACGGCUCGGCGGUUAUUGAGAAGUCUUAUUUUCAGUACAAGCCGGUCGCUUUCGCUGUCUGCACCAACGUUGAGUACGACGGCAGCGUCGACGACGAUUCGCCGGUCCAUGGCUGCGCCGUCUCUUUCAAGAUCAAAGACUUCCUUCACAUCAAGGAGGUAACGCCAUAAGUUUGAGCUGAGAAUGAGCUUUUUGCAGAAGUACAACAACGACUGGUGGAUCGGACGGCUGGUGAAGGAAGGUCACGACCUGGGUUUCAUCCCUUCGCCGGUGAAGCUCGAGUCUUUGCGGCAGCAGACGGCCAAGGCUGGCAAAUUGUAAGUCCGAGUGGCUGAAAACGAAAAAAGUCGUUGUGUGAAGCAAGCAGUCGACAUCUGCAUCCAAUCUAGGCGCACUGGACAGCAUGAUGCCGCGCAGUGGAUCUCGCGGCUCAACUCCUCCAACUCCAGGUUUUCUUUUUUCUUAGUUUUCCUUUCAAAAAAACUGAUUGGAUAUCUACCUCGUUUGAAAUUUUUUUCUCCCCAAAAAAAGAUGAACGGAUUCAUUCUAACUAAAAAAAGUGGAAACGGUUUCCUUUUUAUUGCCUUUUUCCGCCCUUUCAUCGGCCUUCAUCCACCCUUUUGGACCCUUUUGAAAAAAAAAUUCCUUAAAUUGAGAAUAAUUUUCACCAGUAACUAUAUAUCAACCAAAAUGUGCUACAGUAAUAAAAUCGGAAAUAAUGAAUGGCCGAGUCUUUCAGCACCCUUUUUGCACCCUUUUUCGGCUUUUUUGCCCACCAAGAAAGAAAGGCUCAAAAAAGGCCUCAAAACAGAACCCUUUCAGUGGCCAUUUCGCACCCGUUUUCCCCACUUCCGACUUUGGCAGUGAUAGAGUAUCCUUGGGCAAAGUCGGAAUGGUUAAUAAUGGCCGCUAAAAGGGAGAUGUUCAAAAAAGGUUGCAAAAAGGUAGCAAAGAGAAUCCCUUUUCAUUUUUCUGGAAUUUCGAAGGCUCAAGAAGUCGUGGGAAAAGGAAGAGACAGCAAAAAAUGAUGCAUAAUAGCCGAUGAAAUGGCGCAAAACGGCAGCAAAAAGGAGCCUUUUUCCACCCUUUCCAACUUUUCCCAUGUAUUAAGUUCUGCGAUUUCCAACAAAUGAUAUAGAAAAACUUGAAUUUUUCAAUUUUUUCAAAGUAGAAUCUUAUUCUAUAUUCUAAAAACCAGAAGACGACGAAUACGGCGCAAAAAAGCUGACCAACAUCGUAACGACACCUCCGACCAAAGAGAAAAAGAAGCUAAUAUUCAAGAAGGUGAGUCUAAGUGGUAAGAAUGAACUGAGCGAAGAUUCAGCAAGAGAACGUGCCUCCGUACGACGUGGUGCCUUCGAUGCGGCCCGUCGUCCUCGUGGGACCUUCGCUCAAGGGCUACGAGGUGACGGACAUGAUGCAGAAGGCCGUCUUCGACUACCUGAAACAUCGCUUCGAGGGCCGGUCUGUCCGGAGGCGGCUCCUAGCGACAACGAACCCUUCAGAAUCAUCAUCACCCGAGUCACCGCCGACAUCUCUCUGGCCAAAAGGUCGCUGCUCAACAACCCCAACAAGCGCGCCAUGAUGGAACGAGCCAACUCGCGGACCAGCAAUAGCCUUGGUGAGACUCCUUCCCUCGGAACUGGGCUGAUUAGGGUGUCUUCAGCCGAGAUACAGACGGAGAUCGAGCGGAUCUUCGAACUGGCGCGCUCGAUGCAGCUCGUCGUACUCGACUGCGACACCAUCAACCAUCCGUCGCAGUUGGCCAAAACCUCGUUGGCCCCGAUCCAUGUCUACAUCAAGAUUUCCUCACCAAAGGUUUGCCGAAUUGAAAAAAAAAAUCUUGAUGGUAUGGUCACUGGAGACAUGUAAAGUGUUCAAAAAUUAAUUUUCGCUUGCUUUUUCUUCAAAAAUUCUUUAUUUUUUGAUAUUUUCCGUUUUUUUUUUUUGAUUCAUCACUGACCUAGGAGUUUUAGAGUGGUCCCUAUAGGGGGAAAACAGUCACUGUAGGGGCCAAACAAAAGGUCCCUAUAGGGUUUUGGAGUCUGAUCCCGUAGAUCUUGAAACUUAAGUGGUCCCUGUAGGGGCUAGGGGGCAAAACAUCAAUAUAGGGGUCGAAAAAGUGGUCCCUAUAGGGGUCUUUCAACUUCUCUUAAAAAACGCUUAUUUAUUCAGCUUUCCCAUAGAAAUGCUUCUUCGCUUAGAGUAUAUGAAAAUUAUCGAUUAGCAUGACCCCUAUAGGGACCACUUCGCAAGUUUUAGUGGACCCUAGAGGUGACUCUCCAAAAGUCCUUAAAGUUGCCCCUAUAGAGACCGUUUUGAAGCUCCUAAGGAAAGUGAAUUUCUGAAAACGCAAAAUCCAAUAAAUUUUAAAUAAAGAUUUUUUUUCAUGGUGAAUAAUUUUCGGGAGCAUAGUUCAUUCACUCCUUAAAACUCGCCUGCGCUCUCUUUUCCCUCACCGCAGCUUUUGAAAGCACGCAAAUGAAGAGAGAACGUCGGGUGAAAGAAAAGAGCUCAAUUGAUGCUCCUUUGAACUGAGAAAGGCCCCAACUGUUUGAAACACGGCAGAAAGGAAGUUCAGGUCCUGCAAAGACUGAUCAAGUCGCGAGGCAAGUCUCAGAGCCGCAACAUGAACGUGCAGAUGGUGGCCGCGGAGAAGCUCGCCCAGUGUCCGCCGGUGAGUCUUCCUUCUCCGUCCCUCGCACUUCCAGCCUCCUAGGAGCUGUUCGAUGUGCUUCUUGACGAGAACCAGCUGGAGGACGCCUGCGAACACCUCGCCGACUUCAUGGAGGCCUACUGGCGCGCCACUCAUCCGCCAGUCCGCUCGCCGCCCAGAAUCAAGAGGAAUCCCAUGGAGAAUCGGGGCCCGUCGACGCUGUUCACCCCGGCGCAGAUGAUGCAGGGGAUGGGCAUGCCGCCGACGCUGCAGACUCAGCCGUCGGUCGCCUCCAUGUCUCAGAUGCUGCCCAACAACACAGGUAUCCCACGUCUUCAAUGGAAUCAGCGAAUGAUUAUCUAACAAGAUCUUCUUGAGCCAAGUCGGAAUAGGCGCUAAAAGGGAAAGGCUCCAAAAAGGCAGCAAAAAGAGUCCCUUUAUCGAGCCUUCUUAUUUUUCUGACAUUUUAAAGGCUCGAGAAAUGGUGGAACAAGAGAGAGACAACAAAAAUGGUGCAUAAGAGCCGAUGAAAUGGCGCAAAAAGGCAGCAAAAAAGGAACCUUUGUCACCAUAAAAGAAACAUUUCUAUGCGGCCUUUUCCCACCUUUUCCGAAUUUCCCUAUGGAAGGACUAUACUUUGUAUAAAAAAUAUAAAAUUUUCCCCAAGAUUUUUUCAAUUUUGCAAUUUAAACCGAUUCGUGACUUUCUUAGAAAACUUUCUAGAAAAAUUUAAAGGGAACUAUCACUCUUUGAUUUUCAGGAGGCCCACCCUAUUUGGCCCCGCCACAACCAGGACGACCUUCGAUGGGUGUUCAACAGGUAAAAGUUUGAAAACGUUUCCUUUUUUUCACGGCGUUUUUUCGACAACUUCACUUCUUUCCGUAAAGUGUAGUGUGUCGUGUGCACGCACUGCGCCGCAUUCGCGCAGAAAAAUGCGUUUAUGUAGAGAUAAUUUCAUUCGUCUCAAAAGUCUCUGGAAAUACGGCGGUUUGUGCCUUUAAUGUUCCCGGUUAUGUACGCUCUUUGCCGGUCUUAUGACGUCAUAUGGGAACGGCAGAGUUUUUGACUCCGCCCACCAAGAUUUUUUUUUGUAAAACUCGCGAGAAAUAGCUCGACGUGUACUGUUACUUUGGGGUGUACAGCUGAUUCACGGCUGGCUUGAGCCAUCGAAAAAAAGGUCCUGACACGAUAAUGCACGAGAUAUAGUCUGUUCAGAUCUUUAAUGUCAAGUGCAAUGACGUCAUUCAAAAACACUCUGUGGAUGGCUCGCUCUCUGAUUGGUUCAUCGCACCAUUAGGGGCGGAGCUUGAGCGACGACUUGACAUUCGAAAUCUGAACAGAAUAUAGAGCUUGGCUCGUGGAGGGCGCAGAGGGCCCGAGUUUCAAAUGUGAAACGAAUGAAAAGAAUCGUUUCCCUUCGAAAAUGUCUUUAUAUUCCAGCCGACGACGAGCUACGGACUUGCGCCUUCAUCGCUGGGCCACCAGGCGAGGCCGAACUUCGGCGGCAACGUCGCCCAGACGCAGGACAGACACGGCUUCGACGAGUACGACGACAUGGACAUGUCGCACACCUACGAGCGCGGCACGUACCGCUACUGA
Caenorhabditis auriculariae is the source of this 4981-nucleotide messenger RNA. The record is from the annotation of a GenBank genome assembly. Lineage: Eukaryota; Metazoa; Nematoda; Chromadorea; Rhabditida; Rhabditidae.